Messenger RNA from Rana temporaria (common frog), 2005 nucleotides. Its product is annotated as gastrula zinc finger protein XlCGF26.1-like. The record is from RefSeq and is a predicted model, not a curated record. The transcript has a single exon. Bases 306 to 1559 code for a protein of 417 amino acids. Gene Ontology annotation, cellular component: nucleus. Lineage: Eukaryota; Metazoa; Chordata; Amphibia; Anura; Ranidae.
CUUUGAAUCUACCCCACUGUCUUUGGUACCACAAAGCCCAUAAUGCUUUGUCCAUAGAUAACCGGACCAAGCAAACUUUAAUAAUCUUAGCAUGUAACAAACACCAGAGGGAGCCAACCUCUAUUAAACACAAAUUGUGGUUCGUAAUAUGCUUGCAAUGGUAAUACCUUGCUACACAAGAAUUGUAAGACAUUGUAAAUUUCAAAUUGAAGUUAUUAUUGUUCAUAAACUCCAAAAAUCUAUAUAGGUAGGCAGGCUCUGUGUUGGAUUGGCUUGCAGUGAUUAUUAUUUCGUUUUUUUCUUCCAUGUCUUCUCCAGAUACCCAACAUGACAGGAAGAACCUUAAACAUCCUAGGACCUCACGGGACAGUAACCUUACCGACACCGCCUUUGACCCCUCUGUACACCAGAGCCCCCGUCCCACAGCGAGUGAUGUCAAUGAGUUCUUCCCUUGCCAUGAAUGCGGCAGCAAUUUCAUUCAAAAGGCCGACCUUGUGUCACACCAGAAAACACAUUCUGGCCAGGCCACCAGUGAGGGAGCCUUCCAAUGCCUUGAAUGCGGGAAGGCCUUCGACACGAAGCACAAGCUUAUACAGCAUCGCAGGAUUCACACCAAGGACAAGCCAUUUGCCUGCUCUGAAUGUGGGAAGUGUUUCAUCUGGAAGUCUCUUUUGGUCCGCCACCAAAAGGUACACAGGGAUGAGAAACCAUUCUCCUGCCCCGAGUGCGCAAAACGUUUCACCUGGAAGUCGAACCUGGUGGACCAUCAAAGAAUUCACCUGGCACAGAGGCCCUAUGCCUGCUUUGAGUGCGGAAAGUGCUUUGGGACUAAGCUACACCUCAGCAAGCACCAACGCGUUCACACCGGCGUCAAGCCAUAUCCGUGCACAGAGUGCGGGAAAUGUUUCUCGGAGGCGUCGUCCCUUGUUAAACAUCGAGGCACGCACGCGGCUCAGAAACCUUUCUGCUGCCUUGAAUGCGGGAAGUACUUUGCGUCAAAGUCCAACCUCCUUUGCCACCACCAAAGAAGCCACGCAGGAGAAAAACCAUUCUCCUGCUCUGAGUGCGGCAAGCGAUUUGCCAAGAAGCCGUGGCUGGUGGAGCACCAGAGGACCCACACCGGAGAAAAGCCAUUUUCGUGCUCCAAAUGCAGCAAGUGCUUUACGCAAAUGUCCUCCCUGGCCAAGCACAUGAAAAUUCACACAGGGGAGAAGCCGUUCUCGUGUGCCGACUGCGGCAAGCGCUUUGCUGGGAAGCCCAAUCUGGUCCUACACCAGAGAACGCACAGCGGCGAAAGGCCCUUCCCCUGCCCUGAGUGUGGCAGUUCCUUUGGCAAGAAGCAGUGCCUGGUCGAACACCUGCGCAUUCACACAGGUGAGAAGCCAUUCUCCUGUGCAGAGUGCGGGAAAUGCUUCACGCAGAGGUCCAACCUCGUGAAGCACCGCAGGACUCACACCGGAGAAAAGCCUUACUCCUGUUCGGAGUGCAACAAGUCUUUUGCCAAGAAGUCCAGCCUAAUUUGUCACCAAAAGAGUCGCUGUGGAGAGGUGCCUGUGUGACAGCCCAAAAGACCUUGAAGAUUCCUUGCUGUAACCAUGAUGAGCAACCAAAUAUGGUGGGGAUGGAGUUUUGACCCUCAGGCCUCUUUUUUUUUCGCCAGAAGAUGCCAUGGGUGCCCCCCAAGCAGUGCAUAGUUCGCUGUACAGUGCUCCUAUAGAGAGAAUGGACACAUCUCAGGAGAUCGGACACCGUGCCCUGAAAUAAUUUACAGCUGGUGCCUAACUUUUAUAUCUGCCUUUUUCAUUCUAGUCCUUUGGGUUGAGUUACUGUCCAAGAUGCUGUAUUCUUACCCACAAUCUCCUGCUACUGUAAACACGGAAUUGAUGACGUAGUCAACACGGUUUUCCAGCAGGAGGCUAAACCUGAAAGGGCUUUUGUACUCAAAGGGGCAGAUUCACAUACCUCGGCGCAUAUUUCCGCCGGCGCAGCGUAUCUAAGAUACACU